CAAAAGUCCACAUUUAUUGCACACAAUGUUUAUUACUCUUUUUUUCCCUUUUUUUGAGUCAGGGUCUCAUGUAGCUAAAGCUGGCCUGGAACUCAAUUUUGUAGCAGAGAAUGGCUUUAAACUUGUAAUCCUCCUGUCUCCUCGGUGCUAGGAUUUCACGUGUAUACCACCACCCCUGCUUUUCACACACAAAAUAUUGCCAAUAAUGUAAGGGGUUCCAUGAACUUCUGAAAACUAUCUAGGGACCUCCUACAUACUAGACAAAAGGUUACCACUAGAGUUGGGUCUUCAUGGUACAGGCCUGUAAUUCCAGCUACUCCAAAGGCUCAGGGAUGAGGAUGCCAAGUUCAAAGCCUGCUUGGGCUACAGAGUGAGUUCAAGACCAGUCUGCUUAGGUUAGAGAGACUCUGCCUCAAAAUGAAGGUGAAAAAUGACUGGGAAUAUAGCUAAGUGGUAGAGGGCAGGUGACCAUGGGGCAGAGAGGGGAGCUUUGUCAUUGAACCAUACCCCCAACCCCUUCACACACACUUUACAUUGUUUAAAAGGACAAAUAAGGUAAAGUGCCAUAUUCUGAAUCUUUCAGGAGGGUGUUUCAGACAUUAUGAAUAAUGGUUUCUGACCAGACAAAGGUGAAUCAUUCAGCAAAUAUUUUCUGGAUGCCUGAUACAUAUAGGCACUGUACCAUGGACUGAGCUCACUGAGGUAAGACACCAUUUCUGUCUUUGUUGAAACCAAUCCCAUGUAAAAAAUGUCAAUGUGGUUACUAGUGGCUCCUAAACGGAUUUGGUUUCUCCACAUUCUAGAUUCAAGAGUUUGGUAAAUCAAUCUAACCCAUUUUAUCUAUUGAAUGGGAUUACUAUGUAGACAAGAACAGCCGUACAUUUUCAACAGGAUAACCUUUGUAAAAAUGAACAUAAAGGCAUGGCUGUGCAGUAUCUAAGUUCGAGACCAGCCUCAGCUAUAUGAGCCUCUGCCAAAAUAUAAAAUCAUAAAUGAAGAAACAAAACACUAAGGUUAUUAGAAGUGGUGGUUGGCAAGAUCGCUCGAGGGAGCACAAUAGCUUUUUUCAGUCUCCAAGGGCAAUACAGCACCUGGCACGCGGUUUGCAACCACUCAGUACGCCUUCCCAGAAAGGUCAGGUUCCGCUUCCGCAGGCGGAUCUUCCCUGCCGACAGCCCUCAGUCCUGCGCAUGCUCCAGUGAGCCGGAGACCGGAAGUGCGGGGAGGUGGCGAAGCGCGCAGGACUGCCGGCGCUCUCGCUCCGGGGGCUGGGGGCGCGCGCUUUUGCGCGCUCGUUCGCGCGGCUGGCUGCGUACAGUAGUGACGGCCGCGCGGGAGCGGUCACAUGACCAUCGGGGCUGCCUGUACAGUAAGAACCCAAUAUGGCAGCGGCGGUAGCAGUGGCAACGGCAGCAGGACCAGCCGCCCCGUAGACACCCUCCCCCCACCCCGCGUGCCUCCUCGGCUGUUUCCUCCGUUAGGUUGUUCUUGCGGUGCGACUUCCCCUUUCUCCCACCUUUCCCGGUACCGCGGGAAAAGCCACACAGGGCAGAGCAGGCAAGGGAGGGCGGCCGGAGCCGGGGCACAGCAGCCUCCCAGUUCGUUCAAGACCCGACAUGAGGGAAAAGGGCCGUAGGAAGAAGGGCAGGACCUGGGCGGAGGCCGCCAAGACGGUCUUAGAAAAAUACCCCAAUACACCCAUGAGUCAUAAAGAAAUUCUUCAAGUUAUCCAGAGAGAAGGAUUAAAAGAAAUCAGAAGUGGGACUUCCCCUCUUGCGUGCCUAAAUGCAAUGCUACACACAAACUCCCGAGGUGAAGAGGGCAUCUUCUAUAAAGUUCCAGGUAGAAUGGGAGUUUAUACAUUGAAGAAAGAUGUGCCAGAUGGGGUGAAAGAGCUGUCAGAAGGUUCAGAAGAAAGCAGUGAUGGUCAAUCAGACUCUCAGAGUUCUGAGAACAGCAGCAGCAGCAGUGAUGGUGGCAGCAACAAAGAGGGGAAAAAGAGCAGGUGGAAAAGGAAAGUAUCAUCUAGACUGUCACAGCCAUCCUCUCCCCAGUCAGGCUGCCCAUCACCCACCAUUCCAGCAAGUAAAGUCAUUUCUCCAUCACAGAAGCACAGCAAAAAGGCAUUAAAGCAGGCUCUGAAACAGCAACAGCAGAAGAAGCAGCAGCAGCAACAGUGCAGACCAAGCAUGUCCAUCUCCAACCAACAUCUCUCUCUCAAGACCGUCAAAGCAGCCAGUAACUCUGUACCUGCCAGACCUGCUCUAUGGGAAGGAAAACAGUCUGACGGACAGUCAAACAGUCCCCAGAACUCAAACUCCAGCUUUUCUUCCUCAGUGAAAGUGGAAAGUUCUCUGCUAGGCUUGGGGAAGAAGUCUUUCCAGAGAUCUGACAGACUCCACACAAGGCAAAUGAAAAGGACUAAGUGUGCUGACAUUGAUGUUGAGACACCGGACUCCAUUCUAGUUAAUACUAAUCUGCGAGCACUGAUCAAUAAGCAUACCUUUUCAGUUCUUCCUGGAGACUGCCAGCAGCGACUGCUUUUACUACUUCCAGAAGUAGAUCGACAGGUUGGUCCAGAUGGUUUGAUGAAGUUGAAUGGCUCAGCCCUUAACAAUGAGUUCUUCACCUCAGCAGCCCAAGGCUGGAAGGAAAGACUCUCAGAAGGUGAAUUUACCCCUGAAAUGCAGGUGAGAAUUCGCCAAGAGAUUGAGAAGGAGAAAAAAGUGGAGCCUUGGAAGGAACAAUUCUUUGAAAGCUACUAUGGUCAGAGUUCUGGAUUGAGCCUUGAAGAUUUGAAGAAACUGACAGCAUCCCCUAGUGAUCCCAAAGUAAAGAAAACCCCAGCUGAGCAACCAAAAUCCGUACUUCCAUCGGAGGCCUCUCCUGUCAGAAUAAUCCCAGUAGUUCCCCAGUCAGAGUGUAAAGAAGAAGCAGUGCAAAUGCCAUCACCAGUCAGAAAAGAAGAGCAAGACAGCCAAGAUGAAGCACAGCCAAACUUCAGAUCGUCAGAGCCUCUCAUUGAUUCAGCUAACGAUACAAAUGAGCUUACCAGUGUGAUUUCCAUUAAGUGCCCUAAGGAUGAGGAUCUCUUAGAACAGAAGCCAGUUGCCUGUGCCGAACAAGAGUGUGAGAAAGAAAAUCAUCUUGCUAUAGCUUCUAAUUAUAACAAAAAUGAGAGCCAAGAAGCAUUGGCUAUAUCCCCAAGCAAGUCCAACAGUUCUGGGUUGGAAAAACUCAUAACAAAGUCUAUAGCAGAAGCAGAUCCACAAGAUCCUAAUAUGAAAAAACCUCCAGCAACUCUGAUUGAUCAGAUUCCAGAAAGCCUCAAGAGGAAAUCUCUUACCCAAGAAGAGGCCACUGGGAGCUGGGAGAAAAGACCACGUAUCACUGAGAAUCGCCAGCACCAGCAGCCAUUUCAGGUUUCGCCACAGCCCUUUCUUAAUAGAGGGGACAGGGUCCAGGUGCGAAAAGUACCACCUCUCAAGAUCCCGGUCUCCAGGAUCUCCCCCAUGCUGUUUUCUCCAUCGCAGGUCUCUCCCAGGGCUCGUUUUCCAAUCUCCAUCACUAGUCCUAACAGAACAGGAGCCAGAACUCUCGCAGACAUCAAAGCAAAAGCCCAGUUGGUCAAAGCACAGAGGGCAGCAGCUGCAGCUGCAGCAGCCGCUGCUGCAGCCGCCUCAGUUGGAGGGACCAUUCCAGGACCUGGCCCUGGGGGUGGACAAAGUCCAAGAGAGGGUGAUGAAAGGAAAACUUCUGGAGGCGGGAGUCCAGGUUCAGACAGAGUCAGUACAACUGGAAAGGACCCCACACUGGAACUGGCAGGAACUGGAAGCAGGGGAGGUACGAGAGAGCUUUUACCCUGUGGACCAGAGACUCAUCCCCAACCUGAGACCAAGUCUCCAGGCCAAGCCCAGCUUCCUGGUGUGUCUGGAACACAAUUACAGCAAACCUCCUCAGUGCCUCCAGCAUCUGCCGUUGCUGGAGGAUGCACAAGCAUCCCAUUACCAGCCCACAGAGAGAAAUCCAACAGGGAAAAGUUGAACCCCAGCAGGUCAACAGCCUCAGUGGCCUCUCCUUGCCACCCACAAGGCCCAAGUAGUUGCAGACAGGAGAAUACUACUUCAGCAGGACCUGCCCUGAUAUCAGGAGCCUCAACUGUUUGUUUUGUAGCUGAUGGAAUAGUUGAACACAAAGCAGGUUCUGAUAAGAAUUCACCAAACCCUCCAGCCUCAGCAAAGACACCUGCUACGGUUCCAAUGGAUAUGACUUCCUCUCCUGUAACAUCUUUAUUGACAACAGCCAAUUUAGAAAAACUCCCUGUGCCCCAGGUCAGCGGAGCUGCAUUGUCUACUGGAUCAACCCCGCCCUCAAGCACUUUGCCAGCAGCUUCUAGCCUUAAAACCCCAGUAACUUCUGCAAGUAUGAAUGGACCUAUUUCAAGACCAAGUUCUAGUAUCCCUGCUAAUAAUCCUUUAGUUACUCAGCUGCUCCAGGGCAAAGAUGUGCCCAUGGAGCAAAUUCUGCCUAAACCUCUCACCAAAGUUGAAAUGAAAACUGUUCCACUGACUGCAAAAGAGGAAAGGGGGAUAGGAGUGCUCACAGGUACCAACAUGACAGAAAGCAGCACCAGAGAAGAAGUUAAUAGUAGGCAGUCCCAUUUGCCUAUCCAGCAACCAGGGAAACCCUUGCAGAGUAAGCAGCUUCCCCAGGUGCUCAGGCCCCUCUUUUCAGCUAGGGACCCAAGGGACUCUUGCAUUGACACACACCAGUUUCAAGAAGGACUAAAUAAAGCAACCCAAGAUCAGAUCUUUCAGACUCUCAUCCAGAGGGUUCAGAGGCAAAGUGUUCUUUCAUUUGUGCCACCUGCCCAGUACAACUUUGUGCACUCAGGUUUCCAGUUGGAAGACAUCUCCACAAGCCAGAGGUUCAUGCUGGGCUUUGCUGGCAGAAGGACAUCCAAACCUGCAAUGGCAGGUCAUUAUUUACUUAAUAUUUCCACCUAUGGCCGAGGUUCAGAGAGCUUUAGGAGGACCCAUUCUGUAAACCCUGAAGACCGAUUUUGUCUAAAUAGCCCCACAGAAGCCCUGAGAAUGGGAUAUGCAGAUUGUAAAAACCCAACAGGAGAUAGUAGCAGCAGCAAAGAAGAUGAAACUGAUGAGGAAAGUGCUGGCAAUGAGCAAGAGCCUGUGUUUGUGAAGGAGGAGCCACAGGCUUCCCAGAGUUUUGGCAAGCAUGAUGCAAAUUUAGGAUCCCACAGUAAGGAAACUCCACCCACCAAUGAUUGUUUAACUAACAAGAAUGGUAAGGAUGAGGCACCAGUAAGUGAGCAAACCACUUUAAGCAAGGAGAAUUACAUGUUCUCUAGAGGCCAAACAUUUGAUGAAAAAUCCCUAGCUAGAAAUUUUAUUCAGGCAGCACAGAAACAAAUGGCUCAUGCUGCCAGGGGGAAAGCAGUAUGUAGCAGCCCUGAGCUUUUCAAUUCUGCUCUUUCUCUCCCUGCAGACAGUCCCACCCGUCAACCUCUACUUCUUCCACCACUGCAAACCCCCAAAUUGUAUGGAAGCCCCACACAGAUAGGGCCAAGCUACAGAGGCAUGAUUAAUGUCUCCACCUCAUCAGACAUGGACCAUAAUUCUGUACCAGGUGGCCAGGUAUCUAGCAAUGUAGGUGAUGUUAUGUCCUUUUCAGUGACUGUCACUACCAUCCCUGCUAGCCAAGCUAUGAAUCCCAACAGCCAUGGCCAGACAAUUCCUGUUCAGGCCUUUCCUGAAGAGAACAGCAUCGAGGACACACCUUCUAAAUGUUACUGCCGAUUGAAAGCCAUGAUCAUGUGCAAAGGAUGUGGAGCUUUCUGCCAUGAUGAUUGCAUUGGCCCCUCCAAACUGUGUGUCUCCUGCCUUGUUGUUCGGUAGUGAGACUAGAACAUACUGUAAAGAAGGGAAGGGAAGGGUUAACAAGAUGUGUUCUUGCAUCCUUUUGGAAUCACAGAAAUAAAGUUUUAAUUGUCUUAGGAGAUAAGCAUUAAUCAGGAGUACAGAGUACAGGUCUUUACAUUUUACAGGAAGAGCACCUUGUAUAGUAAGUCUGAGUUACAUAAGACUGAAUUGGUGACAAGUUUGCACUUAUAAAAUCAUGUAAAUAUGUCACAUUUUGUUAUAACAUUGUUUUUCCAAGAGUUUAGGUAAUGAUGUAUUACUUUGAAUUCAGGUUUAUGUUCCAUUUCUUUCAACUCUGAGAAAAGUUGAAUGGCAUGCAUGGUGAAGGGAUGCUGUCUGCCUUCCAACCUUUCCUGAAGCUGGGAAAAGGAAAAGAAUGGUAGGGAAGUAACCAUUCACACUGAUCGUAUCUUCACAGUCUGGCUGUGGUCCUGCAUAGAUGAUUUGGCCUUUGGGAUUUCGAUUCAGGGUUUACUCAUCCCUUUACCUUAGGUGCAACUGGUUUAAGUGGAUUUUUUUUUUUUUUUUUAAAGGUAUUAAUGUUCCAGGCAGUGGUUUUGACCCUGAAAUCCAUACCUUAGCUUUUGGCUUCUAUGAAUCAAUACUGUUGUCAAACAGAGCCCUGCUGUUCCUUAAGCCCACUCCCCCUGUCUGAGAUAGUGAAUACUGUUUAUGAAGGGUCUGCCUCUCAGGGCCCCUCUGUAUAGUCUGUGCAUGGCAGUAAUUCCAGCAAUAAUACAUCCUCACACUGCAUCAUUCAUGGGAACCCCACAAAAAGGUUUGAAAUACCAGUGAAAUAUGAGCAGACAUGUUAGCGAUAAGAGGAUUUGGACUGUGUCUUGGUGGGCAAAGGGAAUGAAACUGCAGAAAUCCAGUUGACCAUCAAGAACUUUGGAGAAUGAUUUGAACACUGGACACAAGGUAUAUCCCCUUUUAUUUUUUUCCCAACCCAUUUCCUAAUGUCAUGUAUGCCUGUUGUUACAGGUUUUUAAAAAAACAAAAAAGCUCCUCAGUGGUACUUCUGUUCAGCCUGUCUCAACAUCCCAGGCAUGUGAGAAGGAUGUAGUGAUCUUUGUCAUCUUACUAUAAACACAUAUAUGUACCCACACACAGUACAAGACUAUGCUAUUUAGAAAAUAUGCCCACUAUUUUGAAAUUGCUGCUGUCAAGAUAGCAGUAUGCCUGAUGUGAAGGAGCAUUACGAAUAACAAAGGGAGCAUCUGGAAGAAAACUUGGAUCCAAAUUUUGCUGGGGUUUUUUGUCUGUUUUUUGUUUUGUCCUUCUCUAGCAGGCUGGGCGUAAGUUGCACAUGCCUUUACUCCCAGCAUUCAGGAAACAGCAGUAAGCAGAUUUCUGUGAGUUUGAUCUAUAUAGUGAGUGCCAGGUGAGCCAGUGCUAUACACAAAGAAAAAUUUCUUCACCAGUGACAGAUUCUAAGUAAAUACUGUUUAGGUCAUAAUUAAAGGCCAUUCAUGGAAAAGAGGGGAAAGCCCAUACUUCACCAGAAUUUGGUAUUCAAUAGGACAUUUAAAGUCUUCUAAUUUGAACUGUGUGCUGUAAUAUUAGUGCAGCCUCGUAUAGGUACAUUUAUGUUUAAUAUUCAAAAGUAUUUAUAGAAUUUAGGACAGUUUAACCCUUUAAGUCACAUUCCAGAUUUGGAGAAAGAAACAGUAAUUAAUGUACUUUGUAUUCUGCUGGCCACCCUGCCUUCUACAUCACACACUUGGUGUUCAUAGCCCCUGCUCCAAACUCCACUAGAAACUCACAUUUACUGUAUUUCAUUUUUUCUGGCUCUUACUAUAGCCCAAAGUGAUUAUAGGUUUAGUAUCUCUGUUCCAGCAUCAGCCAAGACAAUAUGAUACCCCAUCUUCCUUCUUUGUCCCAGCAUUCGCACAGCUAAGAGCCAAGAAAUGUUCAAGGAUUCAGGAGUGAAGUGUAUGUUCUGAAGUGAAAAGGAAACGGAAGCCAGUGUUCUCCCAAAUCUUGAGUACCUUGGGUAAUCCCCAUGGGAUUUUAGAAAAGACGUGUUUCUGGGUAAUCCCUCAUGUCCAGCCUGUCCACUCCCCUCUUUGUGCUGGAAGAGGUUGAGUGAUUCAGAAUGAACCUCAUGCAAGUGUCAGCUGCUAGUUUGUAUUGGUGAAAAUGGAUUUUAUCAGAAAGGCUUUUCUUUGUGGUUCCCUUAAUCUGAGAAUGGAUGGACAGGAGGAAGAAAUUUGGGACUGUCAGUUUCAUUUAAAAAGGAAACGACAUCGUGCCUCUUCUCUUGAUCCAUACUCCAGAUUUAGAUCCUUGAUAUUGCUGUUUACCAGAGUCCCCAAAUAGCACCCAGCUAAAUAUUCACCUUCAGGAAUACUCCAGAAGUUGCCAACUAGGUUCACUGCCUCAGGCUUCACAAAAUGAAAUUUUUUCUUACAUCAGAAGUAAAUACCAGUUUGUCUUUGUUUAUUUAAAACAGUGGUUUCAGAAGUGGAACAUUCAUCUUACAAGUGAAAAGAAAAAACAUUAGUCUGAACCGUUAAAUUCUAGUUUGAUGCUUAAUUCUUUUUAACACAAUUUUUAUUGUAGCUUUUUUUAGUUUAACCUUUAAAUUCAUUCUGAAAUGGUUUAAUAGGUGCUACAUUUAUUCUUUGGGCUUUCAAGUAGCAAUUUCCAGUGAACUUUUAAGACAUACCUGAUGCAUAUGCCUCCAGUGUGCCCCCUCCAGCUUCCAAGUAACAUCUGCUGCAGGCCACUUCUCAGAGAUGUAUUCAUAAUCUAUCAUCUCAGUGUGGUUUAUAAAUGUUCUAAGUUGCCUAGUAGAACACUCCCUGAAAUCUUAAGAGAUUUUUAAGUAAUCCAUGUUCUUCAUCCCAUUAAAUAAAAAAUAAGGCCAAAUAAAAUAGCCUGGAGUUGUUUGCUCUGCUUCAGGUCUUAGCACCUAUGUCUAAGACACUGAGGCUGCCUCUGGUAUUCCAUGUAACAUUGUUUAAGGAUAAGAGCUGGCCAGUGAGGGAGUUUUCCUUCUCUUGGGAAGAGGGUGCUUCCAUGGAUAUACAGAUGUAGGUCCUAUCUCAGAUGUGAAUUAAAGACCUCACUGCCUUCCAGGUGAGAUGAAAUGUGCAGAUUAAAGACCCAUCAGUCACCAACCUGAUUGUGUGUUACUGCUUUCCUCCACCUUAAUGAGCUCUGUGGUUAAAUGAUUUGUUAGAGCGAAAGGGGCUUCCUCUGCUCAGACUAUAUUUUAGAGCUCACUGUCAAUGAAACAAAGUUGUUUUCUCUUUGACAUCACAUCAUAGCUAGAAGGGAAAAGUCUCCCCAUUGUAUUACAGCAAUGUACUAAGUGAAAAAAUUGGCCAUGGUUAGUUUGCAGCUCAAUUUAUAGAACAGUCCAAAGAGACUUCGGGAAACAUGAUGACAGGCAGGGACCUUUCCUACAUGUUUCAAUACCUACAUACCUAUUGAACAAAAACAGUAGGUAAGACAUUUCCUAAAGUUGAAGCAGUAGCUUCAUAGAGUCUUGGUUACUUUAUUUUUUUUAAUGCUUUACAUUUGAUACAACUAUUAAAGAUCAAUUUUAAAAUAACUUUCCAAUAAUAUAUUUUAAGUAAUAUAUAUUUUAAUAUCUAUGUAAAAAGUGACAGUGGAAGACUGAAUUUCUCAUAUAUGUUAUGCUUAAUGUAGGACCUCACUUGUUAAGGCACAAAUUAUUUCAAAGGAGUUACUCUAAAGAUGCUCAGAUUAUUUCCCCCUCCCCCCAAAAAAUGCAAUAAGGGGAAUAAUUUGUGGCUUUAUUUUUUAUUUUACAAGAAAAUUGUUUAUUUACCACAAGCUAUUUUUCCCCCUCUGGUGAUAAGGUUUGUAUAGACUGGUUUGGAAAAUGCUAAACUUGUGUGUCUUUUGCCUUUUUAAAGGAAUUGUUAACAUUGGAAUUGAGGGUAUGUACAGAGAAGUUGGUGUCAACACCACUUAAUAAGUCAUAUUUUUUCACAAAUAAAAAAUCAUUUUAAUAAGAAUUCUAAGUAUUUGCAAUAAAUAUGUGUAUAUAGA
Molecule: messenger RNA, 9965 nt
Organism: Nannospalax galili (Upper Galilee mountains blind mole rat)
Lineage: Eukaryota; Metazoa; Chordata; Mammalia; Rodentia; Spalacidae
Gene: Asxl2
Product: ASXL transcriptional regulator 2
Exons: 14
Coding region: 1617-5915 (1432 amino acids)
Biological process (GO): positive regulation of transcription by RNA polymerase II; animal organ morphogenesis
Cellular component (GO): PR-DUB complex
Molecular function (GO): chromatin binding; DNA binding; peroxisome proliferator activated receptor binding
Source: RefSeq, a predicted model, not a curated record